AUCAUACGUAAGAAAGCUGCCAGUGGAGAAAGACGCGUAGUACAGAGUCAGCAGCAGCAACAGCAGAAGCGUGGGAGCCAGUAGUGCACCAGCUCAGUAUGCCUGCGGACAGAAGAGCUUCGGUAUGUGCAAAGUGUCUCUUACUUCGAUCCAGGAAGCUGCCAUUCCAGGGCAUCCUAUGUUACCCAGUAAGCAAUCUCUUAUCUUUAUUAUUUCUUUGUUUUCUUUCUUUUUUUUUUUUUUUUUGGUUUCUGCCAUCGAUCCUAGAUAGCUAGCUCUAUAUUAUAGAGCAGGCAAAGAGAGCCUCCACAGUUGGUUUCACAGUCUCUCCCUCUCUCUAUCUCCGUCUCUGUCUCUCUAUCUCUGUGUAAUUGCUGCUCUGUCUGUGUGUCUGUCAAGAAGAAGCCGCCAUGGUAAGGCACGGGGGAGCCCCUCAAGGGAGGAAGCACACCAAGUACAAGGGCGUAAGGAUGAGGAGCUGGGGUUCUUGGGUGUCGGAAAUCAGAGCUCCCCAUCAGAAAACGAGGAUUUGGUUGGGUUCUUACGCCACGCCGGAAGCCGCCGCCAGAGCCUACGACGCCGCGCUUCUCUGCCUUAAGGGCGCCACCGCGUCCUUCAACUUUCCCGAGUCCGCCGCCCGGCGCAGUGUCCCUGACACGCUCCUGUCUCCUAAGUCUAUUCAGAGGGUUGCCGCGGCCGCUGCCGCAGCUUCAGACGCGUCGUGUUCGUUCGCCGACGACGCGUCCUCGUCACAAUCGUCCACCAUGACACCGCAGCCUCCGCCGCGACCAACGCCGCCGGCCACCUUCGCUUCGUCGUCUUCGGAUCUUGGGGAUGGAGGGAUCGACGCGUGGGUCGAUGACUAUGAUUUAGAGUCGGCCAAGUGUUUGGAUCACUUCUUUGCUUCGCCCAUAGUGGAAGAAGUCGAUGAAGUUGCAGACAUCAGUUUGUGGAGCUUCAGUUGAACGUUCCUCCUUUUUCUUUCCUCUUCUUUUCCUUCAGCUCAAUUUUGGUAUUUAUCCAUAUGACUAGAAUAUUCGUUUUUUAUUAUAAAUAUUACUAACAAAAAUUUCUAGCUUCUUUGAAA
Nymphaea colorata (pocket water lily) is the source of this 1087-nucleotide messenger RNA. RefSeq names its product ethylene-responsive transcription factor ERF012-like. Gene Ontology annotation, molecular function: DNA binding; DNA-binding transcription factor activity. Gene Ontology annotation, biological process: regulation of DNA-templated transcription. The coding region runs from base 411 to 965 and encodes 184 amino acids. The record is from RefSeq and is a predicted model, not a curated record. NCBI's taxonomy places the organism in Eukaryota, Viridiplantae, Streptophyta, Magnoliopsida, Nymphaeales, Nymphaeaceae. The transcript has a single exon.